Manis pentadactyla (Chinese pangolin) is the source of this 936-nucleotide messenger RNA. It is a transcript of the gene SMPX, whose product is annotated as small muscle protein X-linked. NCBI's taxonomy places the organism in Eukaryota, Metazoa, Chordata, Mammalia, Pholidota, Manidae. Gene Ontology annotation, cellular component: M band; costamere; muscle tendon junction. The transcript is spliced from 5 exons. Bases 229 to 489 code for a protein of 86 amino acids. The record is from RefSeq and is a predicted model, not a curated record.
ACCCAAUUCCCCUCCAGCCCUGAGCCAGGAGCAGCUCUCAGUAUUGGUGAGGCACAGAGCACUUGAGCUAUUUCAGCUACACGCAAAGCAUCGGAAUUGAGAUCGCAGCUCAGAGGACACCGGGCAUCCCUUCCACCUUCUGAGGAGCCUGUGUUCUUGCACCUACCUGCCUGGGACUUUCCUUAAGCAGUAAACAAAUCCACAAAGCAGGGAUAAGACGUGGUGAAUAUGUCGAAACAGCCAGUUUCCAAUGUCAGAGCCAUCCAGGCAAAUAUCAAUAUCCCAAUGGGAGCCUUCCGGCCAGGAGCUGGGCAACCCCCCAGAAGAAAAGAGUGCACUCCGGAAACGGAGGAGGGUGCUCCUCCCACCUCAGAUGAGGAGAAGAAGCCAAUUCCAGGAGCGAAGAAACUUCCAGGACCUGCGGUCAACCUAUCAGAGAUCCAGAAUAUUAAAAGUGAACUGAAAUAUGUCCCCAAAGCUGAACAGUAGUUGCAAGAAAAAAGGCUUGAUGUGAAGAAUUGAAGAGGAAGAGGACGCAAAUGAAAAUAGCUCACUAAAAAGUUUUCUAUAUUUGUAUGAAGAUUAUGAACCUCCUGAAUGCCUAAGACUCUAGCAGAAAUGUCCUGUUUGUACAUUUAUAUCUCUUCCUUCUAGUUGGCUGCACUUCUUUAAUUUGUCUUCGUGUUUGGCACCUUGCAGAGCAAAUCAACUUAAUAAUUCACCAUUCGGAGGGUGUGGUUUUUGAGGAGAGAGAUGAUUUUAGGAAAGGGCAAGGGCAACAUGCACAACAAGGAUUUUGAUGGGAAGUUCUCUACGCUAUUUCCCACAGUAUUUCGAGCAGUAUUUGGAAUGUUAUUUUAGUUCUUCACCUUCUAAAUUAUGUCAGUAAGCUUUUUAUGAGUUCAAAUAAACACUUGAGUACACAUAAAAUGUGAA